UUUGGUUCAGCAGCAUCCCACCUUGCUGCCUUAAAUCGGACUUUAACAAGUGUAUCAAGUGCAACAGUAACUCCAGGAUAAACCUACCCGUUGGUGAAAGAGGUUAUUCCAGAUUCUAAACAUGGAGCCAGAGCAGAAGACUGCGCAGAACGGUUCAGCCGACAUCGCUGUCGCCAUUUCAGACCCCAAUUCAAACAGUAAAGAAAAGAAAGGCUUUUUCUCCAAAUUCAAAAAGAAAAAAGAAAAAACGGAGAAACCCCCAAAGGUUGGAGUGUUUACUAUGUUUCGCUAUUCUAGUACAUCGGACAAGAUGCUAAUGCUGUUUGGUACCAUAGCAUCGCUUGCCCACGGAGCUGCCCUGCCGCUAAUGAUGCUUGUGUUUGGGGAGAUGACUGACAGCUUUGUUAAUGUUGGACAGGUUGAUACAGGGAACUUUACAUGGGAAUCUAUGAUAAAUGCCUCAAGAGAACUGCAGGGCCAAAUGACCACAUAUGCCUAUUAUUACUCAGGCUUGGGAUUUGGAGUGAUGCUUUGUGCCUACAUUCAGAUUUCCUUCUGGACACUCUCAGCAGGUAGACAGAUUAAAAAAAUCAGGAGCAACUUUUUUCACGCUGUGCUGCGGCAGGAGAUUGGAUGGUUUGAUAUAAAUGAUGCAGGAGAACUGAACACACGACUCACAGAUGAUGUUUCCAAAAUUAAUGAAGGAAUCGGUGAUAAAAUUGCAAUGCUGCUUCAGUCAUUAACGACAUUUGUGACUGGCUUCAUUAUUGGCUUUAUUAAAGGAUGGAAGCUGACUUUGGUUAUUUUGGCUAUUAGUCCAAUUAUGGGACUCUCUGCUGCUAUCUGGGCAAAGGUAUUGUCUGCAUUCACUAACAAAGAGCUCAAAGCCUACGCCAAAGCUGGGGCUGUUGCUGAAGAGGUUCUUUCGUCUAUUAGGACUGUGUUUGCCUUUGGUGGUCAAAAUAAAGAAAUACAUAGGUAUGAAAAAAAUCUAGAGGACGCAAAAAAAAUAGGAAUAAAAAAAGCUAUAACUGCCAAUGUGUCCAUUGGAUUUGCUUUCCUAAUGAUAUAUGCAGCCUAUUCACUCGCCUUUUGGUAUGGUACCACCCUGAUUAUUGAUGGAGGUUAUACCAUUGGCUCUGUUCUCACAGUAUUCUUUGCAGUCAUCAUUGGUGCUUUUGCUGUUGGACAAACCUCUCCAAAUAUUGAAGCUUUUGCCAAUGCCAGGGGGGCAGCAUACACAAUAUUCAACAUCAUUGAUAAUCAACCCAAAAUAGACAGCUUUUCUAAAGAAGGCUUGAAACCGGACAAGAUUAAAGGAGACAUUGAAUUUAAAAAUGUUAUAUUCACUUAUCCAUCUAGAAAGGAUAUUCAGGUUCUGAAGGGCUUGAACCUGAAUAUACCAAGCGGUAAAACCGUUGCUUUAGUUGGAAGCAGUGGUUGUGGAAAAAGUACAACAGUUCAGCUCAUCCAGAGGUUCUAUGACCCUGAAGACGGCGUUAUCACACUUGAUGGACAAGACAUUCGUUCUUUAAAUAUCAGGUACUUAAGGGAGAUCAUAGGAGUGGUAAGCCAGGAACCAAUCUUAUUUGACACCACAAUUGCUGAUAAUAUUCGUUAUGGUCGGGAAGAUGUGACAAAGGAGGAAAUUGAAAGAGCAACUAAAGAAGCAAAUGCAUACGACUUUAUCAUGAAACUGCCAGAUAAAUUGGAAACUCUUGUUGGAGAGCGUGGCACGCAGCUCAGUGGGGGACAAAAGCAAAGGAUUGCCAUUGCCAGGGCAUUGGUUCGCAAUCCCAAAAUCCUCCUUCUAGAUGAGGCGACAUCUGCUCUGGAUACAGAGAGUGAAGCUGUGGUUCAGUCUGCUCUGGAUAAGGCAAGAGAGGGCCGUACCACAAUUGUAGUUGCCCAUCGUUUGUCCACUAUACGAAAUGCAAAUGCAAUCGCUGGCUUUGAUAAUGGUGUCAUCGUUGAACAAGGAAGCCAUAAGGAACUAAUGGAAAGAGGAGGAGUUUACUUCAACCUGGUCACUCUGCAGACCGUGGAAACAAGUAAAGACACUGAAGAAGAUUUAGAAACCCACAUAUAUGAAAAGAAAAUACCUGUUACUCAUACCCAUUCCAACCUGGUCAGGAGGAAAUCCAGCCGAAACACAAUAAAGAGCAAAGUCCCAGAAACAGAAGAUAAAGAAGUGGAUGAAGAGGAGAAGAAAAAGGAGGAGGGUCCCCCACCUGUCUCAUUCUUCAAAGUUAUGAAGUUGAACAAGCCAGAGUGGCCUUAUUUUGUGGUUGGAGUGAUCUGUGCAAUGAUAAAUGGUGCCACUCAGCCUGCAUUUGCCAUUAUCUUCUCCAGGAUUAUUGGGGUGUUUGCUGGUCCAGUUUCACAAAUGAGAUCUGAAAGCUCCAUGUACUCUUUGCUGUUUUUGGCACUUGGUGGGGUAUCCUUCAUUACAUUCUUCCUGCAGGGAUUCACCUUUGGGAAAGCUGGAGAAAUUCUUACUAUGAGACUGCGACUUGGGAGUUUCAAAUCCAUGUUAAGACAGGAAAUCGGCUGGUUUGAUGACUCCAAGAACAGUACGGGGGCACUGACGACAAGGCUUGCCACUGAUGCUUCACAAGUUCAAGGGGCAACCGGAACCAGACUGGCUUUGCUUGCUCAGAAUGUAGCAAAUCUGGGCACAGCCAUCAUCAUAUCAUUUAUUUACGGAUGGCAAUUGACCCUUCUCAUUUUGGCGAUUGUUCCAGUCAUCGCUGCUGCAGCCCUGGUGGAAAUGAAAAUGUUCGCUGGACAUGCAAAAAAGGACAAAAAGGAACUUGAAAAAGCAGGAAAGAUUUCAACCGAUGCUGUUUUGAAUAUCAGAACUGUUGUGUCCCUGACCCGAGAGAGGAAAUUUGAAGCGAUGUAUGAGAAAAGUCUGGAAGGGCCUUACAGGAAUUCUAUUAAGAAAGCCCAUCUCCAUGGAUUGACCUACGGUCUGUCUCAAGAUCAUGUACUUUGCCUAUGCUGGGUGUCCGUUUUAGCCUAUUUAGUGGCUGAAGGCUUAAUGCAGUUUGAUGAGGUUUUUCUGGUCUUCUCAGCCAUUGUGUUUGGUGCCAUGGCCUUAGGCCAGACCAGCUCCUUUGCCCCUGACUAUACUAAAGCCAUGAUUUCAGCGGCUCAUAUAUUCAGCUUGUUGGAGAGAGUCCCACAGAUUGACAGCUACAGCGACCAGGGCGAGAAACCAAAAAACUGCAGUGGGAACGUGGUAUUCAAAGGGGUUAAUUUUAACUACCCUACACGGCCAGACAUAACAGUGCUGCAGGGACUGGAUAUCUCCGUAAAGCAAGGGGAGACGCUGGCCCUGGUUGGAAGCAGCGGCUGUGGAAAGAGUACGACCGUGUCACUACUGGAGAGAUUCUAUGACCCGUUUGAAGGAGAAGUGUUGGUAGACGGCCUUUCUGUGAGGAAUCUGAACAUCCAGUGGGUGAGGGCGCAGAUGGGAAUCGUCUCCCAGGAGCCCAUUUUGUUUGACUGCAGCAUUGGUGACAAUAUCGCUUACGGGGAUAACAACAGAAAAGUGACGCAAGAAGAAAUAGAAACAGCAGCUAAGGAAGCCAACAUCCACAGCUUCAUCGAAUCUCUUACUGAUAAAUACAACACCCGCGUGGGAGAUAAAGGCACCCAGCUCUCAGGGGGACAGAAGCAGCGUAUAGCCAUAGCAAGGGCUCUGAUUCGGAAACCCAAAAUCCUUCUGCUGGACGAGGCCACCUCUGCGCUCGACACAGAAAGUGAAAAGGUUGUGCAAGAAGCACUGGACAAAGCCAGAAUGGGCCGCACGUGUAUUGUCAUCGCUCAUCGACUAUCGACCAUACAGAAUGCAGAUAAAAUAGCCGUCAUACAGAAUGGAAAGGUGGUAGAGCAAGGGACACAUCAGCAGCUCCUUCAGCUCAAGGGCGUUUACUUUUCUUUAGUGACUAUACAGCUUGGCCACUCCUGAGAGAAGAGCCGAUUACAACCUGACACCGCCACUCAGGAAACGCCACUCACAAAGAUGGAUCCUGUUUCCUGUCCAGUUGCUGCUAAACAGUGAGAAAUCUACUGCUCGUGUCACUCCUUGUGACUCCGACUACUACGGAUAGUGUCAGUCCGUAUAACCUGAAAAGAACGAGAAAGAUCACAGUUGGGGGGGGAACAUAUGUUUUUGUUAUUUCAGGAAAUGUAUACUAAUUAUUUGCCUUAUCAAUACUUUUAUAUACCGUUCAUAUUUUUCUAUGUACAAUACCUCAAUUAUUUGAUAAUUAUUUCUGUGUGAUGCGCAUCAAGCACUCCUGCCUUACGUUCCAAGUAUUUCUUGCUUUUUAUUAAUCAGGCAAGUCCUUGAUUAAAGUUUGCUUAGCUCUUU
Xenopus laevis (African clawed frog) is the source of this 4381-nucleotide messenger RNA. RefSeq names its product ATP binding cassette subfamily B member 1 L homeolog (gene abcb1.L). Gene Ontology annotation, molecular function: ATP binding; ABC-type transporter activity; nucleotide binding. Gene Ontology annotation, biological process: oligopeptide export from mitochondrion; transmembrane transport. Gene Ontology annotation, cellular component: membrane; plasma membrane; mitochondrial inner membrane. Lineage: Eukaryota; Metazoa; Chordata; Amphibia; Anura; Pipidae. The record is from RefSeq and is marked provisional.